AUGAUUACGACACCAGGUGGCACUGUCGUCCACGCAUGCGCAUUUGACGAAUGUAACAUACAAUGGAACGAGAAGUUCUAUAUUGUGAUUCAGAAAACUAUCAUAUAUCAAACAAGUGAAGAUUCUGUAGUCUGGUUGGUAUGUACGUCUGAUUCCAACUCUAUCAAUGCAAUCAAAUUUGAGUUCAGUUCUUUUCAGGUUGUUGAAAAUCUGACAACAAAAACGUACAAACCGGAAGUGGCAAUGUCAUUUUAUAAAGAAGAUAUAAGAUUGGAUAGUAGAGCGGAAGUAAAACUUGGAGAUAACAUACAAAUGAUAAUAAGAGUUACAAAUAAUGCUAAUGAUUAUUUUGACAUCAGCGCUAAAUCAUGUUUUGCUUCUGGCAUUACACUUAUAGAAGACAGAUGUCCCGUCAGUGACGAUCUAUUUAAUGUUUUUAAUGCCACUGCCGUCGGAUAUUUGAGCAACACAUUUAGCAUGUUUCGACCUACUAGUAUUUCAGGUGGACCAUAUGAAGUUGUGUUCACGUGUAUAUUGGAGGUGUGUUUGUGGAACUGUGAUGAGUAUGAUUGUUCUUCUGGGGAAACAUCAAGUUCAAGCAUCAGAAGAAAAAAGAGAAAUGCUGAUGUAAGGCCUGCGGAUGGACAAUCCAAUCCUUCUGUCGUCAGAGGCUUCACGUUGACAGCUGUAGCAGAAGGUGAGGAGAUAGAGGUUAAAAAUGAGAAGCCAAGUUCUGAUGAUCUUUGUGUACCAGUAUCAGUUAUAGCAACUUUAGCUGGUAUGUUUGUCUUUGUUGUCGGGUCAAGCAGCGCCAUAACUUCUAUAAGCUACAAUUACUAUUGCAACUAUACGAAAACUAUUCUUGUGAUGAAGAGCAAAAAGAUGGGGACGACAAAAAGGUUUUCACUGAACCUAAAUCAGUGUCUGAAGAACCUAUAGAUGAGCAAAAUGUUUGCAACGUCGCAUUGGAAAAUUCUGAAAUAACUGAAAACGAUGAUGGCCGAAAAGAUAGCGACACGAACCGGAUGCAUACUAGUUGUUGUGAAAUGUCUAAACAGGAUAAAUAUAUGCAGGAACUGAAAGCACAAUUACAGGCUCGAACUGAUAAUCAAAGGCCUUAUAGACGUAAAAGUAUACCGAUUGCUGGAAUAACAUCAUCACCAGAGCAUAAAUCGGUCUCAUACACAUAGGACUGAAUCAUUUAUAUUCCUCGUAAAACUAACAAGUAUAAAGCAAUAUUUUGUCUAGAAUUAUUGUUGUAUUAUUUUUGAAACAGAAUAAUUGUUAAACACCUGUAUGAAAAAAUAUUUUUGUUUAUUUCCUUAAGAACAAAUGAUGCAUGCCAUUGCUAAACGGUUAAAACCCUACUUAAAUUAGCAGCAAACUAUUUUGGUCCUGAACUUUUAUGUACAUUAUUCCUGUGUCAUAAAUGACAGAAACAUUUCUUUUCAGAAUCGAUCAUACGAUUAUGGCAACAACAUAAUUUUUACAAUGUAAGAAAUUUAAUUUAUAGAAGUAUUUCAUUAGAUAUAGCAUUACACAUAGAACAUUUGUUUUGCUUUCAAAAUAGGUGUUUUUACAAACGCCAUGAAAAUAUAAUAUUUAUAUUUUACGAUGAUAUUAACUAAAACAUAUACAUUUGUACAAAGCGUCAAG
This is a messenger RNA of Ruditapes philippinarum (Manila clam), 1656 nucleotides long. RefSeq lists its product as uncharacterized. The coding region runs from base 1 to 939 and encodes 312 amino acids. The record is from RefSeq and is a predicted model, not a curated record. The transcript is spliced from 6 exons. Lineage: Eukaryota; Metazoa; Mollusca; Bivalvia; Venerida; Veneridae.